AAGGGCACGGAAGGAGGGAGAGAAAAAGAGACAAAGAGAGAGGGGGCAAUAGAAGAGGAAGGCGAAGCGGCAGGGGCACCGGGGAGAAGGCGAGACGGAAGGAGGAGAAAAAAGGAGGGAGGUAGAGAGGCACGCCGCGUGGACAACCGUGCACGCUCGUGUCUCUCUCUCGUUUCGUUUUGCUGCUUUCGUUCGUGCGAGAGCGCGGUGGAUGAGCUACGCUCGUUAGUGCCGGUUGAUGGUACGUCCUCGUGGUCCUGAGCCCGCCGUCAAGAGAUUCGUAAUCCUCCGUGAGGAGAGGAGGUGACCUCGCGGCCCCGCGCUCUCGAGGACGUGGGUUUAUUCGCACGUGGGUUAUCGGUGGUGUCAGUGGAAAGAGGUGGAGGAGGUGGUGGUGCCGGCGCGAGCGGCAACGCGAUCGGCUGCGAUCAGAGGUGGUUUCCCCUCGUCCCUUCGGGAAGCGUCUUCGUCGUCGUUGUCCUCCGUCGUCGGAGGACGUCGUCCUCGAUAGCAAUACAACACCGGCGCAAUCAUGUAUAAGCUACUGGGAGGGCUGAGCAAGUAUCUGAAGCGGCAGGACAUCAUCACGGACUCUGUGCUGUUUCGUCUGCAUAACCACUUCACCACGGUGCUGCUCUUCACGUGCUCGUUGCUGAUCACGGCCACCCAAUAUGUUGGUAACCCGAUCUCCUGCAUCGUCCAGGGCCUGCCCACGAACGUCAUCAAUACUUACUGCUGGAUAACGUCCACGUUCACUAUGCCGGACGCGUUCAAUCGACAGGUCGGCAUGGAGGUCGCCCAUCCAGGAGUGGCCAACGACUUUGGGGAUGUCGACGCGAGGAAAUACUACACGUACUAUCAGUGGGUCUGCUUCGUGCUGUUCUUCCAGGCAGUUAUGUGCUACAUACCGCAAUGGUUGUGGGGCAUGUGGGAAGGCGGCCUGAUGCAGGCGCUGGUCAUGGGAAUGAAUUGUGGUAUGGAUAGUAAGGACAAUAUAGCGAAGAAGAAAAGUGCUCUCAUGGAUUAUUUGAUGAUGCACAUCAGGAAUCACAACACGUACGUGUAUCGGUACUUUGUCUGCGAGUUUCUGUGCCUCGUCAAUAUCAUCGGCCAACUCUAUCUGAUGAACCGAUUCUUCGACGGUGAAUUCUUCAGCUAUGGCCUGCGUGUACUGCAGUUCUCGGAUACACCGCAAGAGGAGCGACUUGACCCCAUGGUCUACGUGUUUCCCCGCGUUACCAAGUGCAUAUUCCACAAAUACGGACCUUCGGGUACGAUACAGCAGCACGAUUCUCUCUGCAUUCUGCCGUUGAACAUCGUCAACGAGAAGACGUACAUCUUCAUCUGGUUCUGGUUCUUCAUACUGGCCAUCAUGUUGAUUAUCCUGCUAGUGUAUCGAAUUUUGAUAAUUUUCGCUCCGAUGAUACGGCCGAGACUGCUGCAUCUGUCGACGAGGCUGCUGCCCAUCGAGACUUGCCAGAGCGUCAGCAGAAAAGUUGACCUCGGCGACUGGUGGAUACUGUACAUUCUCUCGACCAACAUGGACUCGCUCGUCUACAGGGAGUUCCUAAUGGAGUUUACGAAGAAGAUGGGUAAUACUAGCUCGAAGUCCGUGACCGCGUAAAGCGCGAGAUCUUGGACGCGCACCUUAUGCGCUGUAUAGAACAAGAAUUUACUUAGCUUAAUUACACCGACAACACGGACUGACUCGCACCUCGCGCGGCGCGUUCCUGCAAAUAUCUCUCGCAAGGACUUGCAGUUAUAUUUUCGUAUAUUCACAUAUUAUAGCGAUAUGUAACUUUAGAUAUGCGCAAGGAAUUGAGAUUUAAAUUGGAUUUCAUAAUUAUUUUUGUAGACAUUGAUUCAGAAUUACGAUUCUGACUUUUAAAAGCUAUGGAUAUACAAAAAAAUAUAUCACUGAUAAUUCACAAUCAGUGACGUUAUUUUACUUUGUUAUUUGUUUUGCUUUAACCACUUAUUUAUUUAAAAGUUAGAAGAAUAUUCUGAAUCUUGUUGUAAAUAAUUAGUCUUUCCCAAGCGAUCAUUUCUAAGCAUAUUAUAUGUGUAUAUCUCAUUUCAUUUUGCGAUUUUUAAAACAAACACUUUUAUAUCGCGUGUCUCGCGCAAUUCUAUUAGCAUAUGUAAAUGCAGUUGCUUGGGAAAGAUUGAUCCAACGAUCUUAUACUCAAUCUCAUACGAAUGAGAUUUUUAGUAGUUUUAUAUUUAAAAUAUAUAAAAUAGAUAAAACUUAGACAUGAAGGAAUAAGACCAUUUGAAGAAGAGUGUUAGCCUAAAAGAUGAUUCUAACGCAAUUAGCGUGGGCGCGAACAAGUAAAUAGAAUCCAGCUCAAUUUUGUAACACCCGUCAUGUAUAUAAUAUAAUAAACAUAUAAAGGGUGUUUUUUUUUACUAAGUUUUGUUUCACUAGUAAC
Wasmannia auropunctata (little fire ant) is the source of this 2432-nucleotide messenger RNA. It is a transcript of the gene ogre, whose product is annotated as innexin inx1. The record is from RefSeq and is a predicted model, not a curated record. The transcript has 4 exons. Gene Ontology annotation, molecular function: gap junction channel activity. Gene Ontology annotation, cellular component: plasma membrane; gap junction. Lineage: Eukaryota; Metazoa; Arthropoda; Insecta; Hymenoptera; Formicidae. The coding region runs from base 533 to 1624 and encodes 363 amino acids.